UUGUGUUCCCUUUUAACAACGCCCCUGCCAUCACUUGUUGUUGGUUUGUUUGGGGUGAAAACUGUUAUCAAAACGCAAGCAGAUAACAUUUAAUUGCAGCAAAAUGAGCAAAAUGAGCAAAUCCAGCAAUAUCAUGCGGUUGGUGCUACUGCAACUAAAAGGUUCCAAGGACAAGGCUGCCAAUGUCCAAAAUGCCACCAGCAAAAUAGAGGCAGCGGUCAAGGAGUACAGACCUAGAUUGAUCACCUUGCCUGAGUGCUUCAACGCCCCCUACGGCACCAAGUACUUCCGGGAGUACUCCGAGAGCAUCCCCGAUGGCUACACCUCCCAGCAUCUCUCCAGUCUGGCCAAGAAGCACCAGAUCUACAUCGUCGGUGGAACUAUUCCGGAACUGGGCGAGAAUGAUGCCAUCUACAACACCUGUACGGUCUGGUCACCCACUGGUGAACUGGUGGCUAAGCACCGCAAGAUGCAUCUCUUUGAUGUUGAUGUCAAGGGCGGCAUUCGCUUCAAGGAGUCGGAAACCCUUUCCGCAGGCAAUGACUUCACCAUCAUCGACAUAGAUGGCCACAGGAUCGGCAUCGGCAUCUGCUACGACAUCCGAUUUGAGGAGAUGGCCAGGCUCUAUCGCAAUGCAGGCUGCGAGAUGAUCAUCUAUCCAGCUGCUUUCAACAUGACCACGGGUCCACUUCACUGGGAGCUCCUCCAGCGAGCUCGUGCCAAUGACAACCAGCUGUUUGUGGUCACCACCUCUCCAGCCAGAGAUCCAAGCGCCGAGUAUGUGGCUUUUGGCCAUUCCAUGGUGGUGGAUCCCUGGUCCAAGGUGCAGCAAACUGCCCGCACAGGCGAGGAAACUGUGGUGGCCGAUAUCGACUUUUCCCUGGUGGAGCAAGUGCGCCAGCAAAUACCCGUCUUUGCCCAACGUCGCCUGGAUCUGUAUGCCACCGAAUGGAAGACCAAGUAAAGGACAGGGAUAUCUAACUCAUCGAGAAUCUUUGGUUUUAACCACAAAAAUAAUGUUAUGUUUGCAUUUAUGUUUGCCGAUUGUAUAUAAAAUUUAUUAGACCUAAACACA
Messenger RNA from Drosophila subpulchrella, 1075 nucleotides. RefSeq names its product omega-amidase NIT2. The transcript is spliced from 2 exons. The coding region runs from base 104 to 964 and encodes 286 amino acids. The record is from RefSeq and is a predicted model, not a curated record. Gene Ontology annotation, cellular component: mitochondrion. NCBI's taxonomy places the organism in Eukaryota, Metazoa, Arthropoda, Insecta, Diptera, Drosophilidae. Gene Ontology annotation, molecular function: omega-amidase activity. Gene Ontology annotation, biological process: oxaloacetate metabolic process; L-glutamine metabolic process.